Molecule: messenger RNA, 7452 nt
Organism: Hyla sarda
Lineage: Eukaryota; Metazoa; Chordata; Amphibia; Anura; Hylidae
Gene: MARF1
Product: meiosis regulator and mRNA stability factor 1
Exons: 25
Coding region: 446-5278 (1610 amino acids)
Biological process (GO): post-transcriptional gene silencing
Cellular component (GO): cytoplasm; peroxisome
Molecular function (GO): CCR4-NOT complex binding; RNA nuclease activity; mRNA base-pairing post-transcriptional repressor activity
Source: RefSeq, a predicted model, not a curated record
UCACCACCAGGACAGCGCAGCCGUCGUCUAGCGAACACUCCAAACGCCCCGAGACAAACUCAAACUUCACCGCACAGCCAUUGGUUAACACUACCCCUACCACGUGACCUAAACGAAUCAAUCAGCCGUCGCUAAGGGCCGAACAGGAAUUUAAAACGCUCUGUUUUGUAACAGCUUUAUUGACAACUAAAACAAGAACAGUUAUGAGGCAACAGUCGCACAUUCAGCGGAUGUUUGUGUAAACACGUCAUGAUGGAACAAAGGAAAACAAUACAGUCACCGUUCUAGUCAGUAUAGAAAAUAGAAUGUCGUGCGGGAGGACACGAGGUGAGGCUGUGACAGACAGGCCGGUUGUGGACGCCUUGAAGCUCUUAUUGUGGUACACUGUGAAGGAAGAAUGAAAGAAAGGUGGCCUAUAGGAUGCUGAAGUGCUGCAAGUGGCUGUAUGAUGGAGGGGAAUGAGAAGGUGAACCUUUGUAGCAAGUCUGUUGGUUGGCUUCAGAGACAAGAUAAGGAUGCUGAGCCCUGGUUAUGGAAACUCUCAAAUUGCUUCUCGGCUGUUGAUCAGGCAUUACCUGCUGCUGGAGAGACUCCGAAUGACAACAUGGCGUCCCCUAGACCUACUGUGGAUUUGAAAGAUAUACCACCUCCCCCACCCCCACUCCAACCUCGCACAGCUAGCUUUCCACUCUCCAAAAUCCAACCUCCUCCCAUAAAGCCAAUCCAUCUUCAGAUUGGAUCCAAAGUAAGCUGUUGUGCACUUUGUUCUAAUAGCACCUCUUGCACAUCUGAUAUUCGUUUCAAUGGGAGUGGUUUUAUUCAUACUAAACCUAUUCUGGACAACAAUGUCACUGGCACAAUUACCUGUCAGGUAGCCCCAGGUCUACCUUUACCUCCUGAAAGUCCAUACAAAAAUGUGGCUGCAUCAGGGCCGUGCAGCAGCCACACACCCAACUGCUCGAAUGUGUGUUUGGAAAAACGUCUGUCUCCCUGCCACCUUCACCACCCUCAUGCCGUUCCUUGCUGUACGAAUGUGCGUUUAAACCAGUUUCACGGUGACCUUCACAAAUUUCAGCUUCCAUCUUUUGGGACUUCUCCUGGAUACUAUCCUUACACAGACUUCUCUAAUGGGCCUACACUACGUCUAAAAGAACAUCUUGCACAGUCUGAAAUGUUAUCACGUCUUUGCACAAGUUCUCUUCAUUUGAACACAGCACCUUCUGUAUUUCUCAAAGGCUCUUCCUUUUGCGAUGUCUGCUUGGAAAAGCCCACAGGCAAUGGUGUAGCUGAUGCAAAUAAAAUGUGGCCCAAUAUUCCACUACCAAAUACCCAGACUGCUGCUCUUCCUGUAUGCAAUGGCUGUGGAACACAAGAAAAUGUGAAGAAAACAACAAUUCUACUUGCUAAGAAUUUCUGUAAAGCAUCACAAAAAUAUGGAUCCUCAGAGUUGUCACUUGCUGGACAGAUGCAGGAAAAUCUGCCACCUAUUGGUGUAUUUUGGGACAUAGAAAACUGUUCUGUUCCCUGUGGCCGAUCAGCAGUCAGUGUAGUAAAGCGGAUUCGUGAGCGGCUUUUUAAAGGUCACAGAGAAGCAGAGUUUAUCUGUGUAUGUGAUAUCAGUAAAGAAAACAAAGAAGUGAUUGAGGAACUUAACAAUUGUCAGGUAACUGUUGCCCACAUUAAUGCCACAGCGAAGAAUGCUGCAGAUGACAAACUUAGACAGAGUUUGAGAAGAUUUGCAGACACUCACACAUCUCCAGCAACUGUGGUUUUGGUUUCCACUGAUGUUAACUUUGCUCUGGAAAUAAGUGACCUGCGGCAUCGCCACGGUUUCCAUAUCAUAAUUGUGCACAAGAACCAAGCCUCUGAAGCAUUGCUUCACCAUGCACAUGAGCUCAUUCCUUUUGAAGAGUUUAUUACAGACCUUCCUCCCAGGCUUCCUUUAAAACCACAGCAGUGCCAUACUCUGUUAUAUGUAUAUAACUUGCCAACAAACAGAGAUGCAAAAAGUAUCAGUAACCGCCUCCGGCGCCUUUCUGAUAACUGCGGAGGAAAAGUGAUGAGUUUAUCAGGCAACAGUGCUAUACUCCGCUUUAUCAAUCAAGAGAGCGCAGAGCGAGCUCAGAAACGCAUGGAGAACGAGGAUGUGUUUGGUAACCGGAUCACAGUUUCUUUUGCACCUAAAAAUCGAGAAGUAACGGAAGCAAAAAAUUCUAGCUGCACCAAUGGGGACAAAUCGAAGUCUCCCAAAAAAGUUAACAAGAACACAAAGCUGUGCCUCACUGCUAAAGAUCAGCAUGAUCCACCAUUAAAUGUCAAAGGUUCUGCAAACAAGGCAAAUCAUGGCUCGAACAAAAGCUCAAUUGUCAAAAGUUUGCAGGAGCUGUGCCAAAUGCAGUCUAAGGCAUCUAACCGGACAAAUGGAAAUCCACAAGAUAAAGAGAGAAAGAAAAAUGGAGAUAAAUUAAAUUCUUUGUGUCAGAGUGGUAAUUCUCUUUCCAGCCAUGUGUCAGUGACAACAAAAAGUGUUGGAACAGAAGAGAAAACCGUUAAAACUAGGCGGGAGGUCCCAGGCAUUGGAACUAUUUCUGAGACUUCUGUGGAGAAACCAGAGAGGGAGGAAACCUCUUUUCAAAUAAGUAAUCCAUCUGCUUUCAGCAAAUUGGCAGGAUCAAGGCAACAUAGUCCUGUUAGAUCUCAAAGUGGCUGGUCUUCAGGGAAUUUGUCCCCAAAUCUAUCCAACUGCUCAUCUCCCUUGCUGACUACUCAGACUGGUACUGCUGAUCCAUUUGCUAAUGGUGCUGAAAUUCAGAUUGGAAAUCUGGAUUAUAGGAGGUCCAGGAAGGAGCUUCUGCAAACUUUGCGUGACAUAUUUUCCAGACAUGGGAAGUUAAAACAUGUGGAGCUCAGCCCUCAUACAGACUAUCAGUUAAAGGCGACAGUACAGAUGGAGAAUCUCCAGGAAGCAAUCUGUGCGGUUAACAGUUUACAUAGAUACAAGAUUGGAAGCAAGAGAAUUCAGGUGUCGUUGGCCACAGGGGCGCCCAAUAAAUCCCUCUCGCUGCUAAGCUUUGGAGCGAUUUCCAUCCUGCAAGAUGCUCCUGCUUGCUGCUUACCUUUAUUUAAGUUUACAGAAAUCUAUGAGAAAAAGUUUGGACACAAGUUGAUUGUGUCAGAUCUCUACAGAUUAACAGACACUGUUACCAUUCGUGACCAGGGAAAUGGUAGAUUGGUGUGUCUUUUGCCAAGCUUUCAGGCAAGACAAAGUCCACUAGGGUCUUCACAGUCACAUGAUGGUUCCUCAGCAACCUGUAGUCCUGUGGUAUUUGAAGAGCUGGAAUAUCAUGAUCCUGUCUGCAUACAGCACUGCACCAAUAAGAAACUCUGCAGGCAUGAUUUUGAUCCAGAUACUUACAUAAUCCCAUAUGUCAUCCAGUCUUUGAAAAUCUUUGCCCCUCAAGUUCAUAGCCUCCUGCAGUCUCAUGAAGGCACAGUUUCCCUAUUAAGCUUCCUUGACUGCUAUGCUGCAGAGUUCAAUGCCAUGCAUAUAGUGGAGGAAGGACAAGGAGGAGUGCCACUGGAGCAUCUGAUCACUUGUGUGCCAGGUGUUAAUAUUGCCACUGCACAAAAUGGCGUUAAGGUUGUAAAGUGGAUACACAACAAACCUCCACCUCCAAAUACUGAUCCCUGGAUGUUGAGGUCCAAAAGUCCUGUUGGCAAUCCUCAGCUGAUACAAUUCAGCCGAGAGGUCAUUGAUCUGCUAAAAAAUCAACCAUAUUGCAUAAUGCCAGUCUCUAAAUUUAUCCCAACAUAUCAUCAUCAUUUUGCUAAGCAGUGCAGAGUGUCUGAUUAUGGCUACUCCAAACUGAUGGAACUUUUAGAGGCUGUGCCACAUGUUCUACAGAUCCUUGGUAUGGGCUCAAAACGCUUCUUGACCCUUACUCACAGAGCACAGGUGAAGCGGUUUACACAAGAUCUUUUAAAGCUCCUGAAGUCCCAGGCCAGUAAACAGGUCAUUGUAAGAGAGUUCUUACAAGCUUAUCAUUGGUGCUUUUCAAGAGACUGGGAGGUGACAGAAUAUGGAGUGUGCGAGUUGGUUGACAUAGUAUCAGAGAUACCUGAUACCACAAUAUGCGUUUCUCAGCAAGAAAAUGAGAUUGUGAUCUCAAUUCCCAAACGAGAACGUACCCCAGAUGAGAUCGAAAGGACAAAGCAGUUUUCAAAGGAAGUGGUAGACUUGUUGCGUCACCAGCCUCAUUUCAGAAUGCCAUUUAAUAAGUUUAUUCCGUCCUAUCACCACCAUUUUGGCAGACAGUGUAAACUUACAUAUUACGGGUUUACCAAAUUGAUUGACCUCUUUGAAGCCAUACCAGAUGUCUUACAGAUAAUAGACACUUCUUCUGGAAAGCAGAUUCAGCUGAUAAACAGAAAGUCACUGCGUUCCUUAACUGCACAGCUCCUAAUUCUGCUCAUGUCAUGGGAUGACUUGUCUUUACUUACUGUUAACCAGCUGCGUUAUAUAUAUGAAGGUAUCCAUGGAGUCCCGCUUAAUCCAUGUGAAUAUGGAUUUGUGUCCUUGACCGAAUUAUUAAAAAGCCUUCCCUAUUUGGUUGAGGUGCAAACAAAUGACCUAAAUGAAGACUGCCUGCAGUUGACAUCCCUUUAUUUGUUUGCAAAGAAUGUUCGAUCAUUGCUGCAUACUUACCACUACCAGCAGAUCUUCCUACAUGAAUUUUCAAGUGCGUACAGCAAGUAUGUUGGGGAAGUCUUGCAGUCCAAGCAAUACGGCUAUAACAGCCUGGAGGAGCUAUUGGGUGCAAUUCCACAGGUUGUAUGGAUUAAGGGGCAUGGACAUAAGAGAAUUGUAGUGCUGAAAAAUGACAUGAAGAAUGACAUGAAGGUUUGUCAUAAGACCGAAAAAGAACUCCUGUGCCUCGCUUCACCUAUCGAUCUCUUGUGUGGCCCUGUUCCUUCAUGCCUUCCAUCUCCACAGUUGCAUCCUGAUCCAGUUGUUCAGGAGUUUGGAGACCUCAUACAGUUUGAAGAACAUUUCUCUGGCUUGCUGAAUUAUGAAUGCCACAACACACAGUCUAACCACUCACUUUUGGGUGAGAAAGCACUUUCUAACUGUGUAGAAAAGACUGCAGAGCCUUCUUCUCCUGACCCAUCAGAGUUAAAGAUUUCAAAGGAAAUACUGGAAAGCCCAGUCAAGAAACAAAGUAGAAACAGAGUCAGAUUAGCUGCAAACUUCUCAUUUGCACCUGUAACAAAAUUGUAAGAUGAUUUUUUUCUUUUCUUUAUGGCUGCACUAGGGCACACAGGGUUCCAGCUCCUUGUUAAUCUUUAUCAAGCCGUGUGCCCUUUAAGGACCAUAUUACUCUUGGUCCUAUACCUUUAUAGUAUGCUGCUUCAAAAGCUUUUAUUUUUGGACAUUGGUAGUAUGAUUUUGAGACCUUGUUGUAUAGGUUUCAUCAGAAGAAUAGUGGAAAAUGUUUUUUGUGAAACAAUUAAUUCACUUUUAUUUCGUCAAAGCCUCAUCAUAAGUAUAAUCCCACAUCUUAGGUGUUACUUUGUAUAGCAGACUGUUUUUACAUCGGUUUCUUACAUCAGUAUUAUUUUUCAGGCAUGGUCUAUCCUCUGUGUCCGUGACAAUCUUACACGUGGCUUCCCCUCCUCUCAAUUUUUUUGGCACUGAAAUAACUAAACAGCUUGAGGAUGUAGGGUUGACUAUGUUCAGGCAAUAGCAUUUAGCUCUUCAAUUUUCUAUUUAUUGACUUCAUUUAUGUCAAGGGCUGUUUCAGGUGACUUGUGAGGACUGCAUAUAUAUCUUUGGGGACGUUUAAAAGGUAGUUAUACAACUGGAAAAAUUAGUGUCAACUUUUGUUUUGCACUGAAGAACUCCCAUGUUCAGCCUUGUGGCCCAGCUUUCCUUUUAUUUCCAGUGUAAUCCACAGAUGAGUUUCAAAAAGUCAAAUGUGCUUUCAUUUGAUUUGUAUUGACUGGGGAAAUGUAGCCUUAACCAUGUCUUGGGAAGGAUGUAAUGUUCUGCAUAAGUAGGUUUCUGGUUUCUUUAUACAUUAUUAUGCAUCAAAUGCAUAAAUCAUGGAAGAAGGGGCAAUUGCAGAUGUAGCAGUCAACUUCAGUAGAUGGUACUAUUUUCACUGAAAUAGCAGGAUUGCCUACAAGUGGAAAUGUCAAGGUUUUCUCUGUGAACCUUGAUUUGGCUUAAAUUUCUUUUAAGACUUGGCAAAUGCGGGGGCAGAGAUGGUUUGAUGAAAUGGCAUAUUUGUCUUUUUAACUGUCUGUAGAUGUUUUUAUUACAAUUAGGUUUUGGAAACCUUGAGUUUUGGAGAACUUGCUGGGUGGCUUUUGAGAGAGGCCACACUUUCAGUAAAGCCAGUGGACUUUGUUUGACUGCAUAGUGUCAGAAGGCAUAAGAAUCCUUCUAGGCUAACCUGGCUUUUACAAUGGGUUGUAUUUGCCAGGCGAGAGAUGGUUCCUUGUAGAACCUUCCACUAAAGGUUCUACCUUUUUGUUUUGUGUUGGGUUCUUUGCAAUACACUUGAAGAUGGAAGGAUCCAUAGCCAUCUAACUUAAAGUACUUUUACAUAAUGGCUAUUAAGUUGUUUUACCUUCUAUAUUUUGCACAAGAAUCUUUUAAAUGUGGCCACUUCCAACUGAAAGUUGUAGCUACUGUGUAGGUGUAAGAAUUGUGUCUGUGUGUAUAUGUUGUAUUGUUUUCUGCUUCUGCACUUCUAAGCUUGAGUCCUAGCCAAGGCAGUUCCUCUAGUAAUGGUGGUGGGUUCAGAAUAUGAAGUCCAGAAUAAGAUUCUUUCUUUUUUUUAAAGUCUGCUUUUAAAUAAAGUUCUGGUUGUGUAACCAUUCAGUGUAACCUUAUGCAUGAAUUAAGUUUUUCAUAAGGUGGAUGGAAAACAAGGUUUCCAAUUGCUGUGAGUAUCAGUUAUCGUUUCAUAGCAUGUAACUACAAGUCGCCUGAAACACUCUGUGGGAACUCAAUGUCAUUCUACAGGGUAAUCCAAAAGCUCUUUGCAGCAUAGAGGUUAUUAUACUUGUGAUAACAGCUAUGAAUUUUAGUUUCCCUCCGAGAAUUCUUUAUAUAUGGCCAUCUUAAUAAAAAAAAAUCAACUUCAGUACGGAUGGUAACGUGCCUUCCUACACAUUGGACAUUGUCUAGUAUUUAAUUUUUAAACUCCUAUCAAAGAAUUCCUUAUGAUGCUGGUGUAAUCCUUUAUUUGGAAGAAUAAAUGUUUAAUUUGCAAAUUAAAUAGAGUAACCACUUUUUGUGGAGGCUUUUGAAGCUGUCUGGGAUUAAAAUUAUGCACUGUUAGUUCUAACUUUUUUCAUUUUUUUUUUCUUUCAAUUUUUUAGUCUCCAAUACGUCAUUUUGUGUUUUGGGACCAAAUUCUUGUGUGUCAAUAAACUAUUUGCAAG